This is a messenger RNA of Juglans regia (Persian walnut), 885 nucleotides long. Its product is annotated as 60S ribosomal protein L23a-like. NCBI's taxonomy places the organism in Eukaryota, Viridiplantae, Streptophyta, Magnoliopsida, Fagales, Juglandaceae. Gene Ontology annotation, molecular function: structural constituent of ribosome; rRNA binding. The record is from RefSeq and is a predicted model, not a curated record. Gene Ontology annotation, biological process: translation; ribosomal large subunit assembly. Bases 154 to 618 code for a protein of 154 amino acids. Gene Ontology annotation, cellular component: cytosolic large ribosomal subunit; ribosome. The transcript has 4 exons.
GUAUAUUCAGGUAAUUUCGUAGUACCCCAUCUAUAUAUCCAAAGUCUGCUUAUCCCACUCUUCCCAAACCCUAGAGACGGCCCCGUCUGCUGCUCCCCUCGAACAGGUAAUUGAAAGGGUGUACUAUACAUUUUUCUUCCGAUUCGGCAGUCAAUGGCUCCUGCUAAAGUUGACAGUUCCAAAAAGGGUGAUCCAAAGGCGCAGGCCUUGAAGACUGCUAAAGCAGUGAAAACGGGCCCGACCUUCAAGAAGAAGGCUAAGAAGAUUCGAACAUCAGUUACCUUUCACCGACCGAAGACACUGAAGAAGGAGAGAAAUCCCAAGUAUCCUCGGAUUAGUGCUCCGCCAAGGAACAAGCUUGAUCAUUAUCAGAUUCUCAAGUAUCCUCUCACUACAGAGUCCGCGAUGAAGAAGAUUGAAGACAACAACACUUUGGUUUUCAUUGUGGAUCUCCGUGCUGACAAGAAGAAGAUUAAGCAUGCUGUCAAGAAGAUGUAUGAUAUUCAGGCUAAGAAAGUGAAUACUUUGAUCAGGCCUGAUGGUACCAAGAAGGCAUAUGUUAGAUUGACACCAGACUACGAUGCCUUGGAUGUGGCAAACAAAAUUGGUAUUAUCUAAAGGUAGUGUCAGGCAUAUCCUCAUUUGGGUUCUUUUCUUUUCAUUUCAAUUUAAAGAGAGUUUUGUCAGGACUGUGAGCAGCGUGGUAUUGCAAACUAGUUUAAAAGUUGUAAUCUUGUCUCAACUAUGGUUCAUGCUUCCUUUUUUUAUUUGAUUAGCUGACAUUUGAAUCAAGUAGGAUUGAAGGUACCAUCUUACUUGGUCGGUUAUAUGGUGAAUCUUUUGCAUUUAUGCAAAGCUUUUUUAUUAAAUCUUUGCUUUUCAAAA